Messenger RNA from Pollicipes pollicipes, 865 nucleotides. RefSeq names its product methylcrotonoyl-CoA carboxylase subunit alpha, mitochondrial-like. Bases 203 to 865 code for a protein of 220 amino acids. The record is from RefSeq and is a predicted model, not a curated record. NCBI's taxonomy places the organism in Eukaryota, Metazoa, Arthropoda, Thecostraca, Pollicipedomorpha, Pollicipedidae. Gene Ontology annotation, molecular function: methylcrotonoyl-CoA carboxylase activity; metal ion binding; ATP binding. Gene Ontology annotation, cellular component: mitochondrion. The transcript is spliced from 7 exons.
GGCGCACACGUUGGCUGCGUUGCAACGGCGGCGUCCCGGCUUCUGCCAGGUCAAGGCUAUCUGCCAGGUGGCCAGGGCAGGCUGGGUGCACUGUUGCAUGAUCUGCUGCAAGCUUGGUUGGCCUACAGACAAAGUACAGUCAUCAGUAGCUGGGGUUGGUUUUGGCCAGCUGUUCUUUUGGCACGGUUGCUGAUUGCCUACAAUGUCCAAGUACUUCCAAGGAAACAUCAUGCUGCGUCGUCUCGCUGCCCGCUGCUACCACCAGGGCGGCGCCAUCCGCGCCAUCGACAAAGUGCUGAUCGCCAACCGCGGCGAGAUAGCGUGUCGGAUCAUCCGCACGGCGCGCCGCAUGGGCGUGCGCACAGUGGCUGUCUACUCGGAUGCUGACCGGCAGGCUCUGCACGUGGCCAUGGCGGACGAGGCGUACCACAUCGGAGCGGCCGCCUCGCAGCAGUCGUACCUCCGCGCCGACCGGAUCCUGGCGGUGGCGCGGCGCGCCGGUGCGCAUGCGGUGCACCCCGGCUACGGGUUCCUCUCGGAGAACACGGCGUUCGCCGAGGCGUGCCAGGCGGCCGGCGUGGCGUUCGUUGGUCCGCCGGCCACCGCCAUCCGGGACAUGGGUAUCAAGAGCACCUCGAAGAAGAUCAUGUCCGCUGCCGGCGUUCCAGUGAUCGGCGGUUACCAUGGCGACGAUCAGUCAGACGAGAAGCUAUUGCAGGAGGCGGACAAGAUUGGCUUUCCCGUCAUGAUUAAGGCGGUCAUGGGAGGUGGUGGAAAGGGGAUGCGGAUCGCAGCCACCAGGGACGACUUCCACGCUCAGCUGGAGUCGGCCCGGCGCGAGGCGAUGAAGCAUCAGUCGCUAUAG